Cuscuta campestris is the source of this 1515-nucleotide messenger RNA. NCBI's taxonomy places the organism in Eukaryota, Viridiplantae, Streptophyta, Magnoliopsida, Solanales, Convolvulaceae. The record is from the annotation of a GenBank genome assembly.
CUCCAUCCCUUUCGUUCUUCCGCCAACCUUAGAAUUCUGAUUUGAUCUGGAGACUGGAGUUACAAUGAAAGCUAUUUAUGAGGUUAUGAUAGGUCCCCUGAUUCCUCCUUCCUCCGGCAUCCAGCUCGAUCUCCGGUCCCUGCUUCAAUUUCCUUCCCACCUUCAAAAUUUUCGAAGCAAUCGGGAAUGGAGUUCGGAACUUGCCUUAAAUCUACCAUCAACCAAACCUCGUUUUUCCUCUGCCGACCGAUUACUCGGCAGAACACUCGCUACCACCGUCCGUGUUUAUCUCGUACUGCUCCUGCUUCUAUGCGCUGCAGGGCAACUGCUGAAGUGCAUAGGAAUAGGAAGAACAGCUCAUUUGGAACCCUCGAAAAGGUCAAAACAACGUCUGCCAAUAGCUCUUGUGAUUUGGUACUAUCAAGUUUAACAGCUGCAUGCUUGUUGGAUGGCUGCUAUUGGGAUAAAAUUAAGGCCCUGGCUCCGUUCAUGAGCGAGUUUGGGCUCAUUCGCUUUCGAGUUUUAGUUGAGAUUGAGUGGUUGUUAAAGCUUUCAGAAGUUCCAGAAAUCCCCGAAGUUCCUGAUCUCUCUCCGGGAGCGAAGUCGUUCUUACAUGGCUUGAUUGAUGGAUUUAGCUUGGAUGAUGCCAUGGAAGUGAAGGAAAUUGAGAGAGUGACUAAUCAUGAUGUUAAAGCAGUGGAGUACUUCCUGAAACAAAGAUGCCAAUCGCAUGAAGAAAUUUCAAAGGUGCUUGAGUUUUUUCAUUUUGCAUGCACUUCUGAGGACAUCAACAACCUAGCACAUGCAUUAACACUAAAAGAAGCUAUUAGCAGUGUUAUAUUGCCAGUCAUGGAUGAGCUGAUUUCAACAAUCACUAACAUUGCCACAAAGACUGCUCAUGUCCCAAUGCUUUCCCGCAACCAUGGGCAGCCAGCUACACCUACAAUGCUAGGCAAGGAAAUGGCCAAUUUUUCAUGUCGGUUAUAUAAAACAAGGCAGGAGAUUUCACAAAUUGAGAUGAGAGGGAAGUUUGCAGGUGCAGUUGGAAACUAUAACGCACAUCUAGUUGCAUACCCUGAUGUAAACUGGCCACAAGUGGCAGAAGACUUUGUAACAUCUCUUGGCUUAAGCUUCAAUCCGUAUGUCUCUCAGGUGCAGUUGGAAACUAUAACGCACAUCUAGUUGCAUACCCUGAUGUAAACUGGCCACAAGUGGCAGAAGACUUUGUAACAUCUCUUGGCUUAAGCUUCAAUCCGUAUGUCUCUCAGAUUGAACCCCAUGACUAUAUGGCCGAACUGUUUGAUUCAAUUAUCGGAUUCAACAACAUUUUAAUUGAUUUUAAUCAAGCCAUGUGGGGAUACAUUUCCUUGCCUUACUUCAAACAGCUUUGUCAGCCAUUCAAUUUGAUGAUGUAGUACUACUUCCUCUGCCCCGUUUUAAACUAUACAGUUUUUUUUCAUUGAAGAAACCAACUUUUCUCCACAGACCCCACUUCUGCGAAAAGCUGGGUUUUGU